This is a messenger RNA of Cucumis melo (muskmelon), 997 nucleotides long. RefSeq lists its product as uncharacterized. The coding region runs from base 224 to 766 and encodes 180 amino acids. The record is from RefSeq and is a predicted model, not a curated record. Lineage: Eukaryota; Viridiplantae; Streptophyta; Magnoliopsida; Cucurbitales; Cucurbitaceae. The transcript is spliced from 4 exons.
AAGAAUCGUAAAUAAAAUAAUAAUAAUAAUAAAAAAAAAAUGGCAUUCACUUUCCUUUCUUCUACCCGCGCUAAAAUAAAGCACAAGGUUAUUGCAGAGCUCAUCGCCCUUUGAUUUCAUUUCAUUUGAUUUUCCCAUUCCUUCUUCUUCUUCUUCUUAUAACUCUCCUCAACUAAAACCCAUUUUCCAGCUGGUUUUCUUUAGGUUGCUGGAUCUUUCAAUCAUGGGUAUGCUGGUUUUGAUUGUGGUGUUUAUCUUUGAUCUCGUUGCUUUUGCACUUGCUGUUGCUGCAGAGCAGAGAAGAACUACUGCCACGGUCGCUCAAUCAGGCAAUUCUAGAUUCUGUGCCUAUGAUUCUGAUAUUGCAACUGGAUUAGGUGUGGGUUCAUUUCUGAUCCUAUUUGCUAGCCAAGUGAUUUUGAUGGUGGCAAGUCGAUGUUUAUGCUGUGGGAGAGGGUUGCGACCCGGCGGUUCAAGGGCUUGGGCAAUUACUCUUUUCAUCACUUGCUGGAUAUGUUUUGCCAUUGCUGAGAUCUGUCUGCUAGCUGCAUCGGUGCGAAAUGCCUAUCAUACCAAAUAUGUUAGUUCUAUUAUGAAUGAGCAAAUUUCAUGCAAGAUGCUGAGGAGGGGAGUCUUUGGGGCCGGGGCUGCUUUUAUCGUCUUCACAUGUGUAGCAUCAGAGCUGUUCUAUGUUAGCUUUUCCAAGGCUCAUAUCGAGACUAACUCCUUUGCCAAAGACACUGGCAUUAGAAUGGCAAGCCUAUAGACGGUGAGGAGCUACUUUACCAGAAUUGGGGGUUUACAGGAUUUUGUCAAACAUGUGUGGUUUGUUGAUGUGAAAAAUGAAGUGGGAGUAACAUUGCAUGUUGAAUACAGAUGUACAAAUAUGAUUAGAUAGUUGAGUGAAGAUUUCAUAUUGUGGUUUGUGGUAUAUGCUGUCUGUCAAUGACUAUGUUCCUUUAGUAUAACUAAGCGAAUCCUUUUUCAGUUGUUGUUA